AUGAAGUUCCUGCUCGUUCUGAUGCUGGUGCUGAUGGCUCUGUCAGCUCAAGCGAGCUUCAUUAAGAAACAGGCAGAGGUGCGUGCCAAACGCUGGGUAAAAAAUGCUCCGUCGGGUUCUAAUUCUGACGAAAGAUUCGGGACUGAUGACGAUGGCGAUCUCACAUUCAACGAAAUUUACGAUUUAUCAUAUCGGCUUGCAUCUUUUCUAAACGACAAUGAAAUUCAUCAAGGAGAUAACAUUCUUGUCAUACUUCCAAACUGCUCUUGGUAUCCUAUCAUAUUUCUGGGCGGCGCUCUGAUUGGCUGCACUUUGACGGGCAUUUCUGAAGAGUCCACUGCUGAGGAAAUACGGUAUACUGCAAGAAAAUGUGACGCUGCUGCGGUCGUAUGUCAAGAGAAAGAUGUAUCGAAAAUAGGUGAAGCUAUCGAGAAAGACAAGAUUUUCAUAAUUUGUACUUCCGAAAGUGUGGAUGACACAAACUUACCUAUGAUCAGUCGCGAUUUGCCUGCCUAUGACGAAAAGUUUCUGGAAUUUUUGAAAGAAAUACCGAUUGAACUCGACGAUACUAUUCUGAUGCCACUUUCGAGCGGAACCGGUGGUCUACCGAAAUGUGUAUUGCUAACCCAUCGGAACUACAGCUCAGCAACUGCCAUAUUAAAGAAGGCAUUGUUCGACGAGCUGGUAUCUGAAUGUAGACGAAAAACUAUUGCGGUUCUGCCAUUCUACCAUGCUUCUGGAUUUUGGGCUCUACUUUAUUGUCUCUUGGAAGGAUGUCAUAUGAUUAUUAUGAAGACAUUCCAUCCAGUCACAAUGUUGGAGUAUGUACAGAUAUAUGAGGUGGACACUCUUAAUCUGGUACCUUCUAUUGUAUCAUUUCUAUGUCGCGUGGAGACGGAAGGUUAUGAUGUAUCUUCACUGCGUAAUGUACUAUGUGGCUCAAGCUCACUGGGAAAAGAACUUAGCGAAAAAUUUCUGAACAGAUUUCCAUCAGUGAAGAACUUGAUCCAAGGCUAUGGAAUGACAGAAAUUGUGGUCCUUAGCCAUAUUACACCGCUUGGACUACUUGAUGACAAGCAUUUGGGUAGCUGUGGGAAACUACUUCCAGGCUUUGAGGCCAAACUGAUAAACGAGACGGGAGAAACUAUAAAAGAACCAAACAAAACUGGCGAACUCUUUAUCAGGUCUCCCACUGUAAUGCUUGGCUAUUUUAACAUGACCUGUGAAGAGGAGAACGUCAUCGAUGAGGAAGCAUGGUUGAGAACUGGGGACCUUAUGUACUACGAUGUUGAUGGCUUUUACUACGUAAUAGGUCGCGUGAAGGAUCUCAUAAAAGUCAACGGCAUACAGGUUUCGCCAUCAGAGCUGGAGGACGUCAUUCUAACACAUCCAUCUGUCAAAGAGGCCGCAGUAAUUGGCAUCGAUCACCCCGAGAGCGGUCAAGUUCCGAAAGCUUUUGUUGUACUAGAAGAUGGAGCCGAUCAACAGUUGACCAUCUUGAAAAUAAGAGCCCUCGUCACUCAGAAACUUUCUCCAACGAAACAAUUGCGUGGUGGUGUUCAAAUCUGUGCUGAAUUGCCGAAAACUAGUAGUGGUAAGAUUAAGCGAAGCGAGUUACGCAAACUUGCGACCUCCUGA
Cylicocyclus nassatus is the source of this 1638-nucleotide messenger RNA. The record is from the annotation of a GenBank genome assembly. NCBI's taxonomy places the organism in Eukaryota, Metazoa, Nematoda, Chromadorea, Rhabditida, Strongylidae.